Molecule: messenger RNA, 655 nt
Organism: Pelodiscus sinensis (Chinese soft-shelled turtle)
Lineage: Eukaryota; Metazoa; Chordata; Testudines; Trionychidae
Source: RefSeq, a predicted model, not a curated record
ACGUGUGCGCAGACACCCCUUGUUCCCCUUGCUGGCCCUGGUCUUCGAGAAGUGUGAGCUGGCGACCUGUUCGCCCCGGGACCCCGCGGGCUCGUACCCCGGCGGAGACGUCUGCUCCUCCGACUCCUUCAGCGAGGACAUCGCCGUGUUCGCCAAACAGAUCAGGACGGAAAAGCCGCUGUUCUCGUCCGACCCCGAGCUGGAUAACUUGAUCAGGACGGAAAAGCCGCUGUUCUCGUCCGACCCCGAGCUGGAUAACUUGGUAGAGCCAGCCUCGGGUUCAAGUCCGACUCCUGGUCACCCAAGGUGCCUUUCCCCCAGCGGCUGCUUCCUUGCAGGGGACUGCCUGGACACCAGCGUGGCCUCGCCCAGCACUGGGGACGACGAUGACCUGGACCGGGACAAGAAACGCAACAAGAAGCGGGGGAUCUUCCCCAAAGUGGCCACUAACAUCAUGCGGGCCUGGCUGUUCCAGCACCUGUCGCACCCCUACCCCUCGGAGGAGCAGAAGAAGCAGCUGGCGCAGGACACGGGGCUCACCAUCCUGCAGGUCAAUAACUGGUGGGAUGGAAGGCACCCCUACCCCUCGGAGGAGCAGAAGAAGCAGCUGGCGCAGGACACGGGGCUCACCAUCCUGCAGGUCAAUAACUGGUAA